Messenger RNA from Acanthoscelides obtectus, 342 nucleotides. The record is from the annotation of a GenBank genome assembly. Lineage: Eukaryota; Metazoa; Arthropoda; Insecta; Coleoptera; Chrysomelidae.
AUGAAACCAUCUAAACUGCAAGACCAUCUGAGAAGAUGCCACCCUGAUAAAACAGAGAAAGAUUUGAAAUACUUUCAGACACUCAAAAAUAAAUUUCAGAAGAGACCUACACUGGACAGAGUGUUCGCUUCGGCGUCACAAAGAAAUGAUGAUGGUUUGCGGGCGUCUUACAAUAUCUCGUUACUUAUAGCAAAAUCCGGAAAACAGCAUACUAUCGAAGAGAAGUUAAUUUUGCCAGCCGUUGAAGAGGUUUUAAAAACUGUUUUACACAAACCUGCAUCUGAUAUUAUUAAAAGAAUUUCCUUAAGCAACAUACUGUUGAAAGACGUAUUGAUGAAAUGA